This is a messenger RNA of Paramecium octaurelia, 7646 nucleotides long. NCBI's taxonomy places the organism in Eukaryota, Ciliophora, Oligohymenophorea, Peniculida, Parameciidae. The record is from the annotation of a GenBank genome assembly.
AUGAAGAAUUUAAUUUUCAUUUGCUUAAUUGCUAUGGUGCUAACAUAGUAAGUGCAACAGAAAAACUAAUGUAAUGACUGUGGUUAAUUGAAAUCACAAAGUGAUUGUGAAUAAGAAGUAACAGUCACAGGAGCUUGUGAAUGGGUAGCUGCAUCUGGAACUACAGCAGCAAAAUGCUAGAAAAAGACAACAGUAGACCCAACUACCUCAUUCAAACCUUACUGCGAGCUUGUUGAUAAGCCAGAAACAAAUUGUGCUAAAACCUUGGGAUGUGCUUAUAUUGACUCAAAAUGUACACAUUUUGCAGGAUGUCCAGCAUAUGUUAAAACAACAACAACAGAUUGCUAGGCAAUAUCCUUCUUGUGUGUGUCUGAUGGAAAUGCAUGCAUUGAAGCCAAAGUCUGCAAAGAUUACUCUUAAACAUAAUGCGAAACAACCCCAAGUAUCUCAGGAAUUUUGAAAUGCAAGUGGGACACUACUGUUGGAGUUUGUAGAGAUUACUCCUGUUCUGAAGCUGAUGUCAGUUUGAAUACCGAUGAGAAAUGUUCAGCUUGGUUAGCUGGUUGUGUGACAAAAGGUUAAGGUUGUGUUAACUCUCCAAGACCAUCAUGUACUACUUACACUGGAGAUGAUGCAGCCUGUUAAUCCUAUCUUGGAUCAGACGGAAAUUGUGAAUUAGCAGCUGGUACAACAAAUUGCAAAGCCAAAGAAUGUGCAAAUGCUCCUUAAUCAUUAGCAUCUGAUGAUGACUGUAAAGCCUAUCAAAAAGGAUGUAUAACAACUGGUAAAGGUUGUGUUUAAGCAACAACCAAGCCUUUGUGUUCUUCAUACUCAGGUGAUAACACUACAUGCGUUGGAUAUAUUGGAUCAGAUGGAGUUUGUGAAGGUGAUGCUGGAGGUUCUAAGUGUAGAUCUAGGAAAUGUGAAAAUGGUGCAUUUAAUACCGAUGAUCUUUGCAAGUAAUAUUAAUCUACUUGCAAGACCAACGGAAAAACUUGUGUUUCAUCGCUAUCAGCAUGUAACACAUACAAGGGAACUGCUACAACUUGUGCAGUUUAUGUUGGUACUGAUGGUUAUUGCAAAGGAACAAGCACAACAGCCGAUGCUGCUUGCGCACCAAAGGUCUGUGAUGAUGCUCCAGAUACAACUACAACAGACGAAGCUUGUGCCAAAUUUUAGGUUGGAUGUGUUACUACAGGAAAAGGAUGUAUUUCUAAAACCAAUUUGAAAUCUUGUACUACUUAUGACGGAGACUCCACCAGUUGUUAAUCAAGAGUGGGAUCUGAAGGAAAAUGUACAUGGAAGAGUGGAACCAAAUGUGUUGCUAGAGAUUGUGCAUCUGCACCAAGUUCUGUGAAUACCAACACUCUCUGUGCCAAUUAUUUCACUAAGUGUGUAACAACAGGAUCUGGAUGUGUUUCAUAAACUACUUGUGAUUUGACAGUAAAAUAACAAAGUUGCGAAGGUACUGAUAACUGUUCCUGGUAACCAAUAUGUACUAGUAAUGCAUAAUGUUCUGAUUUUAAGAAGAAAUCAAUUUGUUUGGCCAACCAAGCUAGAGUCCAAACUUUUGUCAAGAAUGAUGAUAAGGGAAAUCCCAUCUACGUUUAUGUAUCUACAAAAUGCGGCUGGUUAAAUAAUAGUUGCAAAGUUUUGGCUUGCUCAGAUUUAACAGGAGCUUAUUAUAAUAAUGAUGCUAAUUGUUAAGCAGAACUACCUACUUGCAUAAGUAAUAGAGUUGAUGGAUGCAUAACCAAAUAUGAAUGCAGUAAACUGUUUGGAACUCAAGCCACUUGUUAAAGCUACCCAGGUUAUUGUACCAAUACAUCUUCAGCCACCGAAACUACUGCUUGUAUCUAAAAGAAGUGCUCAGAUAAUACUGAUGCUACUGAUAAUGCUACUUGUGCUUCAUUCUUGCCUGGUUGUAUUAGCAAUGGAAAGGGCUGUGUUGAUUACACCUCCACCUGCUCAUCAAUGAAAGGAACAUAGGAGACAUGCAAUAAAUUAUACGCUUUUAAGAGUGGAUCUUCAUUUGAAACCUUGGUAACAAAUCAAUGUUACAACACAUCAACUGCAACUGAAAAUGAUUUCUGUUAAGUGAAGACAUGCAAAUUGGCUACAAACCAAAAUGAAGGCACAUGUGGUUAAUUCCUAGAUGGAUGUGUUUAUAAUGGAAAUGGAGGAUGCGUUGAUCCCAAAGCUGAUGACACUACUUGUGCAAGCUAUACAGGUGUUUAAACUUUUUGUUCCACUGCUAUCGUUAAGGAUAAUAGUGCUGGAUAUUGUUAUGGAACAUCAACAUCAGGUGCUUGCACUGUAAGACAAUGUACAGAUAAUACAUUGGCCACCAAAGAUGAAGAUUGUGAAACCUUUUUGUCAGGAUGUAUUGCUAAAUCUGAAGGAGGCUGUGUUAAGAGAGACUCAAGAACCUGCGCAUAAUAAACAGGAACAGUUACUUCAUGCUCUAAUUACACUGGUGGAAUAUAAGUAGAUUCAAAAUGGAAUAAGAUUGCAUGUGUCAAAUAUGAUGCUUGCUAACUUAGAGCAUGCACAGAAAAAACCACCCCUUCAACAGCCCAGGAUUGUUACGAUUACAAAUCAACAUGUAGAUUCGUAAAGGCUGGAUCUGCCUGUAUCGAAGCAACUGCUUGUAAUAGUUACACCAUUCCUGAUACAGCAACAACUGAACAAUAAAAGUUUGAUUAUUGUACAGGCACAAAAAAUGCAAGUGGAAUACUAUGUGGGUAUACAAAAGGAGCAUCUAAGUGUUCAGAUAGAACUUGUGACUAAUUUUUGAGCACCUAUACUACCUUAGCAUGCAAUACCUAUUUGUAAAAGAAUGUAUCCACUGCAGGCGAUGAUGUAUGUUCAACAGCUGGAACUUAUUGUUAUUUAUAGGAUAAAACAGAUUGUGCAUACACUUUCCCCUCUGGAAUCUCAGAUUCUGAUAAAUUAGGGUAUUGUUAGAAAUUAAAAGACAAGACUGGUGUAUUUUGCUCAUUUAAAUCUGGAGAUUCAGCUUGUAGUGCAUAAGACACUUGUGAAAAGGUAGUAUCUUAGACAUCUACUGCGGCAUGUAAUGAUGUACAAACUUAUGGAAAAGGAACAUGCCAAAGACCUAGUCCAAGCACAAAAUGUUUAUCUACUGUGACUUAAUGUUCAUCCUUUACUCUAGAAACAGGGCUUACUGAUGCAAAUAAAAAGACAGUCUGUGAAUCUUUGAGACCAGUAGAUGCAACUACUAAUUUUGGUACUGGAACUGCAGUAUAUUCUUGGUGUACUUGGGUAAGUGGUGGAUCCUGCGUAGCAAUGACUUGCAGUGCUAUAUCAUCACCAGCCAAUUAAAGUGAUUGUGACAAAAAAAAGACAGGAUGUUAUUAUUAUGCUUCUAAAUGUUAUGAUUCUAUGGCAUCUUGCCCAACAACAUGGCCAACUGGUGUAGACACAGAUCUCAAAAAGGUGAAUUAUUGUAAAGCAAUGUAUGAAACAAGCAAGGGAUUCUGUGAGAUUAAAAAAGAUGGCUCAGGUUGUCAAACUGGAGCUAAUACUAAUUGUGUUAUAAAUCUAACUGAUGCUUGGACAGGUGCUAACUUUAAUGGAGCCACAACGUCAACUGAAAAUGUCUGUCCAACUUUAUCAUCGAAUGAUAAAACGAAACUCUGUAAAAAAGAUACCGAUAGUGUUUGUAAAACAGGAGGAACUUGUGAAGACAUCCCAUCCCCAGGUAGCUAAGGAGAUUGUGAUUUACAUUUAAAGGGAUGUGUAUUCGCAGCUACUAAAUGUAGAACACCAAAUAUAGCUACAAUUGCCAAUGCAGGAGAUUGUGCAAAAACAACUAUUGUCCCAUUCGCUGAUGCUACUAGUAUUAGUCCAAGUGAAAAAACAGCAUAUUGUUAAAUCUUCUCAAGUAAUGGAUCAUCUAAAUUUUGCACUUAUGAUUAGUAUAAUGAAACAACAUAAACAGCUUGUGCUGAUGCAGCUGGUUGUGAUACUUACACAGUACCAGCAGGUGAUGAAGCAAGAAAAACUUAUUGUUUGAGUAAGAUAACCGCUACUGGUAAAAAGUGUGGAUUCACAGCAGGAAAAGACAAAUGUAGAGACUUUGAUUGCUAAGAUAUAUCAAGUCCAGCAUCCUAAAUUGAUUGCGAUCUCAAUUCAAAUGGAUUAAAGUGUUUUUACUUUAGAGGAACAUGUGUCAAUGAUGACGCAACUUGCGAUGUAGUUCCAGCUGUCGGAUCAGCAUUAAGUGAUAAACAAUCAUACUGCAAAGGUAUUGAUCUUGGAAAUAAAUGUACUUAUUCAGUUGGUGCUUAUUGUACAGAAGUAGAUGUAUGCGAUAAGUUUAGUGUGAAAGAUGCAACAGAUAAAAGUGCUAUUUGUGGAACUUUACUUGAUAAAGCUGGAAAGUAAUGUACAUACAUUUGGGGUGAUUUCUGUGUCAAAUUGAAUACAUGUGAUCAAUAUAAUGGGGGAUCUACAGCGGAAUAUGGACCUGAAGGGGGUAAAGAGGAAGCUUAAUGUAAAGCAGUUAAGUCAACUACUGGAUAUCCAUGCAUAGUAGAUUCUACUUCACCUAAGUUAUGCAAAGCAUAAACUUGUGCUGAUAAUAAUGCCAGUGCCACAGAAUGUAGCAGUAAUGCAGCUGACUGUCUCUAUUAUUAGAGCAAAUGUAUCUCAAAGACUUCUUGUGGUAGUUACUCAGCAGUAGGUGAUGAUGCUACAGCAAAAUAAACUUGGUGUGAAGGAGUUUAGAACUCCACUGGAGACUAUUGUGCUUGGGAUUCAGCAAAUUCAAAAUGUAAAGAUAGAGCCUGCGGCGAUAAAUAGUUUUACACAGAUUUUGAUUGUUAAAGUUACCUUAAAGGCUGUAAGACUGAUGGAACCAAGUGUGUUGCAAUAAAUACUGCAUGUACUUCAUUCAAUGGUUCAGGAGAUUAUUGCAAUGGUUUAUUGGAUCCAACAGGUAAGGAUAGAUGCAGACCAUUGGCUACUGCUACCACCACAUCUACUGCAUGUGUGAACAAAACUUGUUAUGACAAUGUUACAGCCACAACUGAUUCUGAUUGUGAUACCUAUUUGAGUGGAUGUGUCACACGUGGAACGGGAUGCAUUCCAAAUACAGCUGCAUGCUCAUCAUACAGAGGAACCAAAACAUAAUGUGAAACCUUCAAAUAAUACACUGGAUUAGAUACUGAUAAGAAUCCAACUUACGUAUAUUGUUCUGGUGAUGCUAGUAACACUGCCACUAGUGUUUGUAAACCUAGAACUUGCGCAGACAAUACGAUAGCUACCACAGAUGCUGACUGUGCUUCUUAUAUGAAAGGUUGUAUUACCAAAGGAACUGGAUGCGUUGAUGCAACAUCAUAAUGCACUGUGUUUAAGGGACUUUAAGCAACUUGCGCUAAAUUCAUGGGAAAUUCAGGCAAGGAUUAUUGUUGGAAUUCUGCAACUGCAUUGGAAACAGCUAGUUGUGCCAAGAAGAAGUGCACUGAUAUAUCUGGUAAAAACAACGAUGAAUGUUAGAGUGGUAUGCCAGUAUUAAAGAAAGGAGAUGAUCCUUUCUGCGUUUAUGAUGGAACUGGUUGUAUUGAAUAUGGAAAGCUUUGCAGUUAAUUCAAUGGAACUGAAGAGACAUGUCCCACAUUCUUGGCCAAAGAUGGUCCAUGCAAAGCUACUACAGUAGGAACCAUCAAAGGAGCAUGUGCUAAGAGAGUAUGCACAGAAGCACCUAACACUAUUAACACUGAUGCUGACUGCUAGAAAUAUCAUUCAUCUUGCUACACAACUGGUUAUGGAUGUUCUACUGCUAAGUCAUGCUCAAAUUUAACAACCCAAGCCUCAUGCAAAUUGAGAGAGGAAUGCACAUGGGCCAAUUUAUGCGCUAGUUCAAGUACUACAUGCUCUACUUUCAAUGGUCAAGGUUACUCAUAAUGUACCAAUUCUAAAGUCAAUGGCAAGUUCUGUGCUUGGUAAGAGUCUAGCUCAACUUGCAGAGCUUAAGUCUGUGAAGAUCAACCAGCAACAUAUACUUCCCAUGCUCAAUGCCAAGGCUUUGCUGACAAUUGCACAACAACUGGAGCUGGCUGUAUAACUAUUUCCACAUGUUCAACAUACAAGACUCAAUCUAUUUGUGUAGCUGCCUCAACAUCCAAGGAUGGAAUCCAAAGAUGUGGUUGGGAUGCUAUCAAUAAUAAAUGCAGAGCCAGAGCUUGCAGUGACAAAAAUGGUCUUACUGACGAUGAGUGUAACACUUUCUUGGCAGGUUGCAAGACAAAUGGAACUGGUUGUGUGGCUGGAACCUCAUGUACUGAAUUCACUAAUAAAUUAUUCUGCCUCAUUUCUAAGGCUGGACCAUGUCUUUGGGUUAAUUCACAAUGUUACGAUUAUGAUAGAUGUGAAGAUGCAGUCAAAAAGUCACACUCCGAAUGCUAAGCAUUCUCACCAUUAUGCACAACCAACGGAGAAACCUGCAUACCCAUCACAUCUUGUGCCAAUACAGCAAAUAAGGCUUCUUGUGUUGUUGGAACUGAUGGUGCUUGUGGAUGGUUGCCAACUGGAAAGUGUUAGAAGUUUGGACAAUGCACAGACGCUGUCGCUGCUACCAAUGACGAAUGUAUCUCUUAUGGACCUUCAUGUAUUACUGAUGGAACAGCAUGUAUUGCCAAAACAACUUGUGCUUCUUACAAGACAUAAACAGCUUGCAAUAACAAUGGAACCGAUGGUAUUUGCUAUUGGAAUGCCACAGCUAACACUUGCAAAUUGAAGGAGUGCAGUGAUGAAUUAAAGGGUACAAAUGACCAAUGCAAACUCAUCUCUGUCACAGGAGGGUCAUGCACAACCGAUGGAACCAAAUGCAUCCCAUUAUCCACUUGCUCAAGCUAUCUUGAAGCUGGAUGUUUCACUGGAACCGACGGAGAAUGUACCUUUGCAUUACCAGUUGGAGCUACCACUGGAACCAAGGCCUGCAGAUAGAAGCAAUGUGAAGACAUCACUGGAGGAACAUCAAAUGCUAAUUGUACAGGCAUUAUCUCAGGAAAGUCUUGCGUAUCCAAUGGAACCAGUUGCAUCGCCAAGGCUGCUUGCUCAACCUAUAAGAACAUUACCUCUUGUAAUGGAGGUGGCUUAGAAAGCAAUAAAGCAACUGUUUGUGCCUUCACUCCCACUGGAACCGAUAAGGUCAAUGGAACUUGCAAGACAUUCACAACAUGUGCUGAUGCAGCCAAAGAUAAAUUAGCCUGCACAACCAAUCAAUCAUGCAAAUGGACUGAAAACUCCACUGGAACAUCUUGUGCCAGUCACACUUGUGAUACCUUCGCCACAGGAACCGACUGCAGACCAAUUCCAAGCUUUGAUGGUACCUCAUCCACUGUUUGCGUACUCCAAAGUGGAAAAUGUGCUGCAGCUGACCCAGGAACUAUGACAGAUGCCAAGAUUUGCUACACCAAAUCAGCUUACACUUAUAGUUGGAAUUCUGCUACUAAUAAAUGUGAAAGCUGCAUCUCAGGAUCUGUUACUCCAAAUAACUCUAAUGGAACCAACAAUGGAACAGACAACGGAACAACUACCACCGACAGUGCUUUCAUCUUGUCAGCCAUUUCACUCGGUCUUUUGGGAUUAAUGGCAUGAUUUUGAUUUUCAUAUUAUAU